CGAGACUGGACAUUAUGAUUUGGAUAAAGAAGCUAAGGAAGCAGAAGCUAAACGUAAAUUAAUGAUGGUAAAUAAAAAGUUUGAAUCUUUGGGAGAGACGAAAUACACUUUGGCGAAUGAAUUUUAUACGGAGGAAGAAGUCAUCCAAUUCCGUCGUCUUAAGAAGAAAAAAACUUCAAAGAAUUCCCGUAAAAAAGCAUUAAAAACAGCAGAAUUGGAACCUUUGGAAGAAACUGAAGAAGAGAAAAAAAUUAGAGAAGAAAAAUUGGCUGCUAGGAGAGCUCAACAAGAAAUGGGGGAAGAGGGAGGAGGAAAAUCUUUUCGUGAUACAAUGAAGGAAUCGAAUGGUUCUUCAAAAGUUGUUCGUUCUGUUGUGAUGGAAGAGGGUGAAAUUGUUGAAAGUAAAAAAGAGUUAAAACAAUCAAAAGAUUCCAUUGCCAUGCCUCCCCCAGAUCAGACAAAAUGGAAAAAACCGAAAGUUAAUGUUGAUGUUAAAAUGUUGGAUAUAUUAGCUGAAAAAAUUAAAAAGAGAGAAGAGGAGGAGGACGAUGAAGAAGAAUUUCUUCCUACCAAUGUCGCACCAAUACAAAUAGAAGACGACGAUGCUAGUGAAGAAUUAAAUGCAAUUUUGGCCAAAGCUCGUUUACUAAAAAAUUCUGAAAAAAUUGUUAAAAAAGAGGUUACUUAUUUUGCGUCAGACAGCAGUGAUGAUGAAGAUAUGGAAGAACAAAAAAAUUCGAAUGCAAUAAUUUUUGACGCCACAUCAGAAAAAUACAAAGCUAUAGGGGGUGGAGGUUAUGGAAAUGAUCAACAGAUGAACAAAAAAAUUGUAAAAACUGAAAUUGAGGAAGAAAUGGAAAUUGGGAGUGAAAUAGCUUCGAGUAGUUUGAAAAAAGAAUUUUUAAAAAGGAGAAGAACUGAUAGUGGGUCUAGUGGAGAAUUUGAAAGAAUGGAUGAGGAGAGAGAUGGGGAUGGAUCUGAUAGUGAUGAGGAAAAAUAUUCAGCAACCAAAAAUUAUUCAAAUAUUUUGGGAGAAGAAAAGGAUGUUACUAAAGGUGUAGCAGCAAUGUUGAAACUUGCUGGACAAAAGGGAUAUUUAGAAUCUGUAAACAAAAAACGUCAUGGAGAAGGGUCUUUAAAACAUUUGGAAAGUAAAAGAUACUCAAAAGUCGAGCAAGGACGUUAUGACAUUGAAGACAAAACUAUGAGAAAAUUGGAAAGGAUGGGGACUACGGGGACUGGUCCAACUAGACCAUUUCCUGAGAAGACUGAUUACACGCCUAAGAUUGAAAUAAAUUAUUCUGACAAAUCUGGACGUGUUUUAGAGCCUAAAGAAGCAUUCCGUGUAUUAUCUUGGAAAUUCCACGGAAAAGGUCCUGGAAAGAAACAAGGGGAAAAACAUAAAAUGAAAGUGGACAAGAGGGAGAAAUUGAAGAAAAUGAAUUCUCAAGACACUCCUUUGGGUACACUCAACAAACAAUUGAAAAAACAAGAACAACUUUCUUCUGCCUAUCUUUUAUUAAGUGGAAGGGGAGAUGCUGCUCCCCUCCAAAAAGAAUAAUAAUUAUA
Molecule: messenger RNA, 1569 nt
Organism: Meloidogyne enterolobii
Lineage: Eukaryota; Metazoa; Nematoda; Chromadorea; Rhabditida; Meloidogynidae
Source: the annotation of a GenBank genome assembly